Aspergillus pseudotamarii is the source of this 1707-nucleotide messenger RNA. Its product is annotated as AMP-binding enzyme domain protein. Gene Ontology annotation, biological process: secondary metabolic process. The transcript has 2 exons. Gene Ontology annotation, molecular function: CoA-ligase activity. The record is from RefSeq and is a predicted model, not a curated record. Lineage: Eukaryota; Fungi; Ascomycota; Eurotiomycetes; Eurotiales; Aspergillaceae. The coding region runs from base 1 to 1707 and encodes 568 amino acids.
AUGAUUUUCAAUUCCAAGCUGCCUCUCCCCCCGGUCCCUUCGUGCGACUCCUUCAACUAUAUAUUCCAUCAUGGUCGGCGGAAUUAUUCCACCGAUCGGGUCUUGUAUCGGGUCGAUGGCUCCGAUGAGACCUUGACGUUCGGAGAGCUUGAACAGAAGAGCAGGCAAUUCGCCGAUGCGAUUCGCGAGUACUAUGACAUCGAGCCGAAUGAUGUCGUCGCUAUCCUUGCUAAGGACAAGAUCCAAUACCCAAUUGCCUACUACGGCAUUCUCGCAGCCGGUGCUGUGGUUGCCCCGAUCCCAGUACAGAAGGAGAUGUCUGAAACCGACGUGGCUGCUCGUCUUGAACAAGCGAAAGCCAAACUGGUCAUCACAGAUUCAGAGCUGCUCCAGCUUACCGAGGUAGCAUCCAUGCUGGCUGGUUGUAUCUCAGUGAUGACCCUAGAUUCCAAUGACCAAAAUUGGCCAUGCGUUGACUCCCUCCUCCCUCUGGGAAAUCCUGAUGCGCGCAUCUUUGAAUUGAAGACCCCACAAGAAGUCGACCAACACAAUGCCUUCAUCAACCGAACCAGCGGCUCAACGGGCACAAUGAAGUCCGUCCUCACCAGCCACGCCCACUAUAUUGCCACUAUGGAGGCCACAGUGGGGACGAUUCCCGCCGAUACGGAUCCGGACCGGGAUGUAUGGGUCUCUCCCCUCUCGCUGGGUUUCUUCAUCAACGCAAAGCUUCACAUGGGCUUGAACAUUCUCCUUGGUAUCCCAGUCGUGCUCAUGAAGCACACUCUCGACGAAACCACCGUCGAUGUCGUUUCCCGUCACAACAUCACUUUCCUAUUUAUCACGCCCCCAAUCGCUGCCCGUCUUGCCCGUGCUGAUCUUCGUCACAUUGACGUCUCGAGCGUCAAGUGGCUUUUGACUGCCGGUGCGCCCAUGCACGAGAACCUCCGCCGCACUGUCUCGCGCCAAUUCGGUGGCGUGCACCUCACCCUCGAGUGGGCUACUUCCGAGACCAUGCUCCUGGCCAUGCAAGUAGAUGAGUCCUCCAAGCAGCCGGGUUCUAGCGGCACAUUGGUCAACGGCAUCCAAGCGAAGGUGAUCAACGUCGAGACGGGGCGCGAGUGCGGCUACGGCGAAGAGGGUGAGAUUCUGGUGCGCAACGCUAUCGCUCGGUUCAAGGGGUACCAAGACAACGAAGUGGCGAACCGCGAUUUCGACUCCGAAGGCUGGUUCCACACUGGUGACUACGGAUACCUGGACCAAAGCUGCAAUGUCUACAUCGUGGACCGCAUCAAGGAGCUCCUGAAGGUCGGUGAGGGCUACGGAUCUCACGUGUCUGCGGCCGAGAUCGAAGCAAUCCUCUUCGAACACCCCACCGUUUCAAGCGUGGUGGUCGUUGGAGUCCGCAACACUGAGACCCAAGUCGACGAACCGACUGCAUUUGUCAUCCCUAAACCAGAGUACCGCAGCAGGACAGCUCAAGUCACCCGCGAUAUCGAACGCUAUGCCCAGGCUAAACUUACCGGCCUGCGUCGCUUGACUGGUGGCGUCCACUGUAUCUCGAGCUACCCUACAACUGGUUUCAAGAUCAAUCGAAGAGCUCUGAAGUCGAUGGCUCCGCCUAAGAUGCCGAAGAUGUCUAAGAUGUCGGUCGUUCCUUCGUGCUUACUGCCUACUAUGUCUGCCAUCUCGGCUAUUCGGAUGGUGUGA